AUGACAUCAUCUUGUUCAUCUCCGGCGUUUCGCCUGAUCCUCAUCUCGACCACUUUGACAAUGAUGGGCAAGCUGCUGAACAUCGUGAUGUUGAUGGCCAUGCUGGCGAUGGUGAUGGCCCAGGACAAGACUGUUGCUCCUGCUGGUGCCGCUUCGGCCGCCACAGAGGCCCCGACGACUGCUGCCUCCUCCGCGUCGAUGGCCAGUCUGAUGGUUGCCGUCUUCUCGGGUGCCGUCGCCAUGCUGAUGAAG
Molecule: messenger RNA, 252 nt
Organism: Mesorhabditis spiculigera
Lineage: Eukaryota; Metazoa; Nematoda; Chromadorea; Rhabditida; Rhabditidae
Source: the annotation of a GenBank genome assembly